Messenger RNA from Hypomesus transpacificus, 4034 nucleotides. RefSeq names its product symplekin (gene sympk). Gene Ontology annotation, cellular component: mRNA cleavage and polyadenylation specificity factor complex. NCBI's taxonomy places the organism in Eukaryota, Metazoa, Chordata, Actinopteri, Osmeriformes, Osmeridae. The transcript is spliced from 27 exons. The coding region runs from base 157 to 3873 and encodes 1238 amino acids. The record is from RefSeq and is a predicted model, not a curated record.
GUUGCAUCAAGGAAAUACCGUCAAACAUCCGUCAAACAUGGCGGCAUCCUAGCACAUCUUUAGACCAACAGGCUACCUAACAACAUCUUGUUUCGUAAAUUUUGUUGUUGCAUCCGUAGUAUUGUGUGGUGUCAGAGCCGUAGUACGUGUGAUAAGAUGGCUUCGGGCAGCGGAGAAGGUGCAGGUGCGAGGACGUGUGUGGCUCUGCAAGAUCUUACCGGAGAGGAUACGGCUAUUGACAUGACGACCAGUGAAAAGGUUGUUGACCUUCUGAAUCAGGCAGCUCUCAUUGCUACAGAUAGCAAACUCACAGUUCUCAAACAGGUUCAGGAGCUGAUAAUAAACAAAGACCCCUCAUUACUUGACAAUUUCUUAGACGAGAUGAUAGCCUUUCAGACUGACAAGUCAAUGGAAGUUAGAAAAUUUGUCAUUGGCUUCAUUGAGGAAGCAUGUAAAAGAGACAAUGAGCUUCUCCUGAGGCUGAUUGCAAACUUGAACAUGCUUCUUAAAGAUGAGAGUGUGAAUGUGGUGAAGAAGGCCAUUCUGACUCUAACGCAGCUCUAUAGGGUGGCUCUACAGUGGUUGGUGCGUUCCAAGGCCGUGUCGGAGAUGCAGGAGGCAUGCUGGGAUAUGGUGACUCAGAUGAAGGAGGAUGUUUUGGCCCUGUUGGACUUCGACAACGACGGAGUCCGCACGCACGCCAUCAAGUUCACGGAGUCGCUCAUCAUCACCCUCUCUCCCAGGACGUCAGACUCGGACACUCCUAAGAGGCAGGAGGGGGACAUCAGCUUGGACAAAGUUCCCAAAGACCACUCCUACAUUCGCUACGAUACCCUCUGUGAGGAGGGCAAGUCUGCCCUGGAACAGCUUCUGAAGUUCAUGGUCCACCCUGCGAUCACCAGCAUCAACCUGACCACGGCCCUGGGCUCGCUGGCCACCCUGGCCCGCCAGAGACCCAUGUUCAUGUCCAAAGUGGUUCAGGCCUACGAGACGCUACAUGCUAACCUCCCUCCGACCUUGGCCAAGUCCCAAGUGAGUAGUGUGCGUAAGAAUCUCAAGCUCCACCUGGUGGCUGUGCUGCGCCACCCCUGCAGCCUAGAGUUCCAGGGCCAGAUCAGCACUCUGCUGCUGGACCUGGGCAUGUCUCAGAACGAGAUCACCCGGAUCACACCGUCGGUGAGAGAGCAGCGCAAACGACCUCGCCACGAGCCCUACGCCGAGGGCAAGAAGAUCAAGAUCGAACCUACUCUGAUGGAGGACGAUGAAGACAAAGAGGAUCCCGCCCCUCCGUCUGUCUCCAAGCCCUCCUCCGUGCCGGCAGCACAGUCGGCCAUCGACCUCACGGCUCAGUUCCUGCGGCCGCUCCUCUCCCCGGAGAACGUGGCCAAUCUGGUGCUCAUCAGCAUGGUGUACCUGCCAGAUGUCAUGCCCGCUUCCUUCCAGGCCACCUACACACCUGUGGAGUCUGCAGGCACAGACGCCCAGAUCAAACACCUGGCCAGGCUGAUGGCUACACAGAUGACAUCAGCUGGAAUAGGACCAGGACUGGAGCAGUGCAAAGCACGAGAUGAGGACACCGGGAAGGAGGACAACGAAGAAGGAGAAUCGUCCAAUUCCAAAGACUUGCUCAUCAAGCGCAAAGUGUCCCUGGGCCAGGCGAUCUCUGUGGUGGGGGGCUACGACAAGAGCCAGGCCCCCGAGGAGGCCCCCCUGGUGAAGAGACUGCCUGAGCCCAUCGUACCCUCCGCACAGACCAAGGCUCCGGGUGCCAGUGGGAGGAAGAAGGUGUUCCGAUUGGCCGACGUGAUCCAGCCGCUGAGUGAGGCCCAGGUGGAGAAGCUGACCAACAUGGCCGUCAAGCGGAUCCUCAACUCAGAGAAGGCCAUCGCUCAGAGCGGGAUGGCACAUGUGCGCGUCAAGCUUCUGGCCAGGCUGGUGACCCAGUUCGAGGGGAUGAUGAAGGGGAACGUGCUGGAGUUCAUCCUGGAGGACAUACGAGGCCGGAUCGACCUGGCCUUCUCCCUCCUCUACCAGGAGUACAACAGCUACAUCAGCAAGCAGCCAACAGGCCUGCUGGAGAGCUACGACCACUGCCUGUACACCCUGCUGUCAGGGCUGCAGGAGAAGCCAGAGCAGAGGGAUGGGCUCUUCACCAAGCUAGUACUGGAAGCUCCCAUAAUCACAGAAUCGGCCUUAGAAGUGAUCAGGCGUUACUGUGAGGAUGAGUCUAGGGUGUACCUUGGCAUGACCACCCUCAAGGAGCUGAUCGUCAAGCGUCCCUCCAGACAGUUCCAGUAUCUCCACGUGCUACUGGACCUCAGUUCACACGAAAAGGAGAAGGUGCGCUCUAACGCCCUGGCCUUCAUCAAGAGGAUGUAUGAGAAGGACCAGCUCCGAGACUACAUCGAGAAGUUUGCCCUGAACUAUAUGCAGCUCCUCGUCCAUCCCAACCCCCCCUCCUUACUCUUUGGGGCCGACAAGGACACAGAGGUAGCUUCCCCCUGGACUGAAGACACCGUGAGACAGUGUCUGUACCUGUAUCUCUCUCUCCUGCCUCUCAACCACCGCCUGGUCCACGAGCUAGCGUCAGUCUACACAGAGGCCAUCGCUGACAUCAAGCGCAGUGUGCUGCGCGUGGUGGAACAGCCGAUCCGCGGGAUGGGUAUGAACUCUCCAGACCUGCUGCUGCUGGUGGAAAACUGCCCCAAAGGAGCUGAGACGCUGGUCACACGCUGUCUGCACAUUCUGACGGAUAAAGUGCCCCCAUCUCCAGAGCUGGUGGAGAGAGUCAGGGACCUGUACCACAAACGGGUACCAGAUGUUCGCUUCCUGAUCCCAGUCAUAAACGGCCUGGAAAAGAAAGAAGUGAUCCAGGCCCUUCCUAAACUGAUCAAGUUGAACCCCAUCGUGGUGAAGGAGGUCUUCAAUCGUCUGCUUGGAACACAGCACAGCGAGGGCAGCUCCUCCAUGUCUCCUCUUACCCCCGGGGAACUCCUCAUCGCUUUGCACAACAUCGACUCAACCAAGUGUGACAUGAAGUCCAUCAUCAAAGCCACCAACCUGUGCUUCGGGGAGAAGAACGUGUACACGUCGGAGGUGCUGGCGGUGGUGAUGCAGCAGCUGAUGGAGCAGAGCCCUCUCCCCAUGCUGCUGAUGCGGACCGUCAUCCAGUCCCUCACCAUGUACCCUCGGCUGGGCGGCUUCGUCAUGAACAUCCUGUCACGCCUCAUCGUCAAGCAGGUGUGGAAGUAUCCCAAGGUGUGGGAGGGCUUUGUGAAGUGCUGCCAGAGGACCAAGCCACAGUCCUUCAGUGUGCUGCUCCAGCUGCCCCCGCUGCAGCUCUCCAGCGUGUUCGAGCGCUGCCCAGAGAUGAGGGACCCUCUCCUGCAGCACGUCCACUCCUUCACCCCCCAUCAGCAAGCCCACAUCCCUGCAUCUGUGAUGGCUGUGCUGGAGUUCAACAUCAAGAAGCCAGAACCAGAGCCUGUGGAGCCUGCUGUGGAGAAGGAGAUGGAGCUAGCCACAGUUGUGGCUGUAGUUAGGCCUGAACCUCCUCUGGAACCACUGAAGGAACCUGAACCCGUGGUACAGCAAAGGGCGCCAAAGCCCAAGGAAGAAGAGGAGCCGAUGGAAAUAGGGCAGCCAGAGCAAGCCGUUCAACCGGAGAACACAGGCAGUACCUCUCAAGUACAACAGGUGGAGUUACCAGUGGUAGAAGAACGCUGUGUAUCAUCAGGCCCUGUAGAGGCAGUGGAGGAACCGAUGGAGGCGCUAACUGAGCCCUCCCCAGAAGUUAGCGAUACGUCUAAAGAUGUCACAGACGACAGGACCACAGAACCUGAAUCUGACAGUCGGACAGAAGAUGUUGAAUGAUUCAGAUAAAACAAAAACGGAUACUAAAGAAUUAAGUGCGACAAUGUAUUUUCGAAAAUAGACGUUGUUUAGUUGGUUUAAGCCUAGGUUACAUGUUUUUGUCUGGAAAAUGUCUUGGAAAUGUCUUCUUGCCAUGAUGAAUAAAACUGUUUCUAAGAUUG